Messenger RNA from Morone saxatilis (striped sea-bass), 2251 nucleotides. RefSeq names its product acyl-CoA synthetase long chain family member 3a (gene acsl3a). Gene Ontology annotation, biological process: neuron differentiation; long-chain fatty acid metabolic process; long-chain fatty-acyl-CoA metabolic process. The record is from RefSeq and is a predicted model, not a curated record. NCBI's taxonomy places the organism in Eukaryota, Metazoa, Chordata, Actinopteri, Moronidae. Bases 302 to 2251 code for a protein of 649 amino acids. The transcript is spliced from 14 exons. Gene Ontology annotation, cellular component: endoplasmic reticulum; plasma membrane; lipid droplet. Gene Ontology annotation, molecular function: long-chain fatty acid-CoA ligase activity.
CCAUCCUCGUACAACAACACGACGCGCGUGUCACUUCCGGGCUCGGACUGCAAAGUGCAACAUGAAGGUCUGUAUGAGAGCCGGCGGAUGAAUGCGGUGGCAGAGCUGACUGUAACAGGGCCGGAGGACGGAUACAGACACCGGAGUAGUGUGGAGCUGUGGGCAUUUUAUUGCCAGGGAUUACGAGUCAAGCUCUCCAAAAGAAAGAAGGAAGACAAAGAAAGGGACAGAAGAAAAGAGGGACUGACUGCCACCGCGGGAGGACCUUUUUCUCACACCUUAUCUUCACAGCUUCACCAAGAUGAAGCUGAAGGAGGACCUGAACCCCAUGCUGCUGCUCCUCUUCCACCUAAUGGUAUGGAUCUACACCUUCAUCACCUUCCUGCCGUCCUACGUCCUCAGCUGGGUCUCCAGAUCCAACGAGGGCUUCCUCGGCUCCGAGGAGGAACGAGCAAAGAGAGCGAAGGCCCGCUCGGUGCUGGGACGGCCCGAGGGACCCUACCGAGCGGUGAGCGCCACCAAGAGGUUGGUGACUUCGCUGCACCCAGGAGUGGACACCCUGGAUAAGAUGUUCGAGUACGCAGCCACAAAGUUCCCACACAGAGACUGUCUAGGGACGAGGGAGGUGAUCAGUGAGGAGGACGAGCGUCAGAGCAAUGGAAAAGUGUUCAAGAAGGUGGUUCUGGGUGAGUACCGCUGGCUCUCCUACAAGGAGGUCCUCACAGCAGCGUCCCAACUGGGCAGUGGUCUGGCAUCGCUGGGGCAGCGGCCCAAAAACAACAUCGCCAUGUUCUGUGAGACGCGAGCCGAGUGGAUCAUUGCUGCCCAGGCCUGCUUCAUGUACAACUUCCGACUGGUCACCCUUUACUCUACACUGGGUGGUCCAGCCAUUGCUCACGGACUGAAUGAGACACAGGUCACCCACGUCAUCACCAGCAGAGAGCUCCUGGAGACCAGACUCAAGGCUAUCCUAAUUGAAGUUCCAAGGCUGCAGCAUAUCAUUGUAGUGGACAACACACCAACCUCAUGGCCCGGAUAUCCACGUGGCAUCAGUGUCCACAACAUGGCUGCUGUUCAAAAGCUAGGAGCCAAGCCUGAAAAUGUGGCACGUGAGCGUAAGCAGCCGCUGCCAUCAGACAUUGCAGUCAUCAUGUACACCAGCGGAUCAACAGGCAUACCAAAGGGUGUCAUGAUCUCCCAUAGCAACAUCAUCGCUGGUAUCACGGGCAUGGCCGAGCGGAUACCCAACCUGUGUGAGGAAGACACCUACAUUGGCUACCUGCCUCUCGCCCAUGUACUGGAGCUCAGUGCAGAGCUCGUAUGUGUUUCUCAUGGCUGUAGGAUCGGCUAUUCCUCACCUCAGACUCUCGCUGACCAGUCAACGAAGAUCAAGAAGGGAAGCAAGGGAGACACCAGCGUCCUGCAACCCACUCUGAUGGCAGCUGUCCCGGAGAUCAUGGAUCGUAUCUAUAAGAACGUGAUGACCAAGGUGGAGGAGAUGAACUGUGUCCAGCGAACACUCUUCAUUCUGGCAUACAACUACAAACUGGAGCAGCUCGCCAAAGGAUACAGCACACCUUUAUGUGACAAGCUGGUGUUCAAGAAAGUUCGCUCUCUGCUGGGAGGUCAGACGCGAGUCUUGUUAUCAGGUGGAGCGCCGCUCUCCGCCGCCACCCAACGCUUCAUGAACGUGUGUUUCUGCUGCCCGGUGGGUCAGGGAUACGGCCUGACUGAGACCUGCGGUGCUGGAACCAUUAGCGAGCUGUGGGAUUACAGCACUGGGAGAGUGGGAGGUCCACUGGUUUGCUGUGAGAUCAAGCUUAAAGACUGGGUGGAGGGUGGUUACCGUAGCACCGACAAGCCAAAUCCUAGAGGAGAGAUUCUGGUUGGUGGAUCCAACGUAACCAUGGGAUACUACAAGAACGAGGCAAAAAACCAUGAAGACUUCCUUGUAGAUGAGAAUGGCCAGCGGUGGUUCUGCACAGGCGACAUCGGAGAGUUUCAAGAAGACGGAUGCCUCAAGAUAAUUGAUCGUAAGAAAGACUUGGUGAAGCUGCAGGCAGGAGAGUACGUCUCCCUGGGAAAGGUGGAGGCCAUGUUGAAGAACUGCUCUUUGGUCGACAACAUCUGUGCCUAUGCCAACAGAAAGCUCGACUCUGCUACCAGACGGGUACCGAGCUAUUGGAAGACCUGUGCAUACAACAAGGGCCAUGGAGAGCUGGUCCUCAAGAUCAUCACUGAGAUGCUCUGA